CCACCGCCAAAACUUAAUUCAGAGGAGCGGUCACGGCGUCGUCUACUGCUGAGGUGCCCGUCACUCUUUGGUCAUCUCACCAGAGGUGUUCUUUCUCCUCCAAUCACAAUCUUCAUAAUCACGCAGCUCACAGCUUCACCUGCUGUAGCUUCCAAAGUCAGAUCAUGUCAGGUCCACAGCUUGAAGCUCAAGUAAAGCUUAUUCCCCGCUGUCGACGAACGAGACCAUGUCCAGCUAGGUACCUAUGGAAUAUCGGAUAAAAUAGGGACACUUGUCUGCCUGCAGCUUUCCCGGCCAGACAGGGAGCCAAUAGAUGGUUCUGUGGAGGUCCUAGUGUAUGUACUAUCGGAUGUCGUCCUAAAAACCCUAGCCUGGCGGCCCGGCCCGGAAUCAUGCCAUCAAGCGGGCACUAGAGUCCGAAGACGGCAUACAUCGAUGAUCCCUCCCCCGACGCCGGUCAUACUCUCCUCCCAUCGGCACUCCGGAUCUCGGCAGGCUAGACAGGCUGUUGGACAUAAACUCUGGGGACUCGUACUACUCGCUUGGGCUCUGAACCCCGAUUGUAGAAACAGCGGAGUCGGCAGGCGGGGUGUACAUCUAGUAAAGAUGACUGAAACCAAGCCACCGCCCGCCCUCGCCAAGAGCGACGCCGUCGUCAUCGUCGGCGCUGGCAUCUUCGGGCUUAGCACGGCCCUGCACCUCGCGCAACGCGGCUACACCAACGUCACCGUGUUCGACAAGCAGCCGUACCACGAGACCCUCUACUCGUACUUCAAGGGCUGCGACGCCGCCUCGGCCGACCUGAACAAGAUCGUCCGCUCUGCGUAUGGCACCCAGACCGAGUACCAGGAGCUGGCCCUCGAGGCCGCCCGGGGCUGGGAGGCCUGGAACGCCGACCUCGCGGCGGGCGGUCCCGACUCGGUCCCUCCCGGCAUGUCCUCCGCUGACCGGGUCUUUAUACGGAACGCCAACGUCUCCCUGUCCGACGGCGACUCGCUCCCGGCCUUCGAGCGGGCCACCCUCGAAGCCGCCAAGGCGGCGGGACACGCCGGCACGCACCUGCUGACCACGGACCCGCACGACGUCGCCCUCGCCGAGGCCCUGGGCCUCGCCUUCGCCGUCGACCCAUUCAAUCACCGCGCGGGCCGGGGCAAGCGCAGCGUCGGCGUGAUCGAGACCACGGGCGGCACCGCCGUCGCGGACAAGGCGUGCCGGUACGCCCUGCACCGGGCCUCGCGCGCCGGCGUGCGCUUCGUCCUGCACCCCACGGCCGGCCGGCUCGUAUCCCUGACCACCAGCGGCGGCGGCGGUGGCGGCGGCGGCGUGGAGACGGCCGACGGGCGCGCCCACGCCGCCCGCCUCGUCGUGCUGGCCUGCGGCGCCUGGACGCCGUCGGUGCUGGCGCCGCGCCUGGACGGGCUGUGCGAGGCGACGGCGGGCUCCGUGGCCAUGCUGCGCCUCCCGCGCGCCUCGCCGCUGUUCGACCGCUUCGCGCCCGACAGCUUCCCGACCUGGCAGUACCGGCUGCGCGACGGCGCCGACGGCGGCCUGUACGGCUUCGCGCGAGACGACGACGGCUGGCUCAAGAUCGGGUACCGCGGGACCAAGUACACGAACUACCAGGCUAGCACCGGGGAGGACGGCGGCGAGCGCAGCGUGCCCGUGACGAGAUGGUCAGAUCAGCCGCCGGCGGCCGGGCCGACGGUCGAGGCCAUACCGGAGCAGGCCCGCAAGGUGAUACAGCGUUUCCUGGACGACCAUCUCCCCGAGCUGGGCGAGGCCGGCAUCGGCAUUGAGGUCACGCGGCUGUGCUGGUACACGGACAGCUUCGACAACCACUUCGUCGUGGACUAUGUCCCCGGCAUGACGCCUGCCGACGGCGAAACCGCUGUCAUGGUCGCCACUGGUGGGAGUGGCCACGCCUUCAAGUUCCUCCCAAACAUUGGCAACUGGGUUGUCGAUGUCAUCGAGGGAGUUGGACUAGACAGGCCGGCCAUCAAAGCAUGGCGGUGGAGGACUCCGGCGCCGGGAGCUCCGGUUGCCAACAAGUUGAUGGAGGGGAGUCAUGGGCCGAGGGCGUUUGGCAAUGUCCCCAUGGCCAACGGUACCGAAUGGGCAAAGGGGGCCGUGUAGAUCCCACUUGGCGCGGGGCUAUUCAGCCGUGUGUCGUAACAAAAAGUGAAAGCAGAUGAACCGAAGGGGGAGUUGAGCAAGCAAGCUGACGCUAUUUGUCCUUCAUGUCUCCGAUUCACCUUUCCAACUCAUCCCCUUUGCGCACGCCUCUAGAUUAGUCAAGGUACCCAGCAUGUCAAUGGCUUAUGGGUAGAAGUGGCUUGGAAUGCUCGGCAUGCUCGGUCCGAAGAUCAUAAUUCAGAAGGCCUGCCUUUUUCUAAGAUAGCUGCAAUCAUCCUCAAGCCCGGAAGCUAACCCCAACGCCAAACAUCCGGUAUAGUCUCUUUCCUCCGCCUUAACAAUCGCAGGUGGGUGCAGACAGUCCGUUGGCAGAAGGCCCCCAGAACCACGUCCCCCUUGACC
Molecule: messenger RNA, 2535 nt
Organism: Gaeumannomyces tritici R3-111a-1
Lineage: Eukaryota; Fungi; Ascomycota; Sordariomycetes; Magnaporthales; Magnaporthaceae
Exons: 1
Coding region: 436-2133 (565 amino acids)
Molecular function (GO): flavin adenine dinucleotide binding; sarcosine oxidase activity
Source: RefSeq, a predicted model, not a curated record